Xenopus tropicalis (tropical clawed frog) is the source of this 8828-nucleotide messenger RNA. It is a transcript of the gene nfib, whose product is annotated as nuclear factor I B. The transcript has 13 exons. NCBI's taxonomy places the organism in Eukaryota, Metazoa, Chordata, Amphibia, Anura, Pipidae. Gene Ontology annotation, cellular component: nucleus. The record is from RefSeq and is a predicted model, not a curated record. Gene Ontology annotation, molecular function: DNA-binding transcription factor activity; DNA binding. Bases 700 to 2511 code for a protein of 603 amino acids. Gene Ontology annotation, biological process: positive regulation of DNA-templated transcription; DNA replication; DNA-templated transcription.
AGGAACAUAUAGGAAGAAAGCGCACAACGCACUAAGGGGAGGAGUGUGUCUCCUUGUUGAUUGUGUAAUUAAAUAAUAAUAAUAAUAAAAAAAAUCUUAAGUCUGAUUUGGAAAGCUGAAACGGUGCAGAGGGUGUAACCGGUGCUGUGUGCCUGGAGUUGGAGAGAGGGAGAGAGCGACAGAGAGGGAGUAAGGGAGAGAGAGCAGAGAGAGCUAAUGCGAGCCUUGCAGCACAUGCUUAUUGGGAGCUAUAGAUAAUGCAUCAUCCCAUCACUCCUUUUAUUAUCGAUACGAUAUAAAGAGCCUGCAGAAGCGCACAAUACUGACUGGUGAGAGCCGGCCAAGCGGAGCCUUCAUCCAACCCCAAUUACUCAUCGUCUUCUUCUUCCUGGGAAGUUUGCAGGAUCGCACGAGUAGCGGCUGCAGCUCGGGGAAGAGCGCUUUGCCCAUGAAAGCAAGGGAGAGGGCGGGCACACCAUAGAGCCGCGUUGCGGUGCCACCUUAAGAGUGCCAGCCUGAGCGAGCAGCAGAAAAGCCUUAGCCGGCCUUUGCACAAGCCGGGCGGACUUAAGGAAGACCGUUCCACAGGGGAUCGUGCAGAGAGAGAGAGAGCGUUUUUCUAUUUAGCCCCUGAUGCCAAUGUACAAUGUAUAGGUGAACUUUCUGGAUGCUGUUCGGGAGAUCGCCUCAAGCCAAGCCAUGAUGUAUUCUCCUAUCUGCCUGACUCAGAAAACGGUGUCACUCAUUAAGGCUCCCUCCCUCCCAACCUAUCUCGGAGACACUAGUAUUUUAUCGAAUGUCUAUGGCAGUCCAUUGCUACAGGAGACGUUAGAAGAACGUUUCCCCGCACCGUUCUCCCCAGUGGAUGAAUUCCAUCCAUUUAUCGAGGCACUUCUUCCACAUGUCCGUGCAAUUGCCUAUACUUGGUUCAACCUCCAAGCCCGAAAACGCAAGUACUUCAAGAAGCAUGAGAAGCGGAUGUCAAAGGAUGAAGAAAGGGCAGUCAAGGAUGAACUGUUAAGCGAGAAGCCAGAAAUCAAACAAAAAUGGGCGUCCAGGCUCCUGGCCAAACUGCGCAAAGACAUCCGCCAGGAGUACCGUGAGGAUUUUGUGCUCACUGUAACGGGAAAGAAGCACCCCUGCUGCGUGCUAUCCAACCCUGACCAGAAAGGCAAGAUCAGGCGGAUCGACUGUCUGCGGCAGGCCGACAAGGUCUGGCGCCUGGAUCUGGUCAUGGUCAUCCUCUUUAAAGGCAUACCCCUGGAAAGUACGGAUGGGGAGCGACUUGUCAAAUCUCCACAUUGCACCAACCCUGCACUUUGCGUCCAGCCACAUCAUAUAACGGUAUCGGUCAAGGAGCUUGAUUUGUUCUUGGCAUACUACGUACAGGACCAAGAUCCUGGACAAUCAGGAAGUCCAAGCCACAAUGAUCCUGCCAAGAAUCCACCAGGGUACCUUGAAGACAGUUUUGUUAAAUCUGGAGUCUUUAAUGUCUCUGAACUUGUGCGAGUUUCUCGAACACCCAUAACACAGGGUUCUGGAGUGAAUUUCCCAAUUGGAGAGCCACUAAGCCAGCCAUACUACCAUGAUAUGAACUCAACAGUUAGCUUACAGAGGUCAUUGUCCUCUCCACCGAGCAGCAAACGACCCAAGACCAUUUCUAUAGAUGAGAACAUGGAACCAAGCCCAACAGGGGAUUUUUACCCUUCUCCAAACUCACCAGCAGCGGGAAGUAGGACAUGGCAUGACCGAGAUCAAGAUAUGUCCUCUCCCACAAUGAAGAAACCUGAAAAGCCAUUGUUUAGCCCGACAUCUCCACAGGAUUCUUCAUCAAGAUUGAGCAGUUUUCCACAGCAUCACCAUCCAGGAAUCCCAGGAGUAGGACAUAGUGUCAUCUCAACCAGGACGUCACCCUCCCCUUUGCCAUUUUCAGCACAAGCAAUUCUUCCUCCUGCCCCAUCCUCCUACUUUUCUCAUCCCACGAUCAGAUAUCCUCCUCACCUGAACCCUCAGGAUGCCUUGAAAAACUACGUUCCUUCUUAUGACCCGUCCAGCCCUCAAACAAGCCAGCCUAACAGCAGCGGGCAAGUUGUUGGAAAGGUUCCUGGCCACUUUACUCCUGUGUUGGCGCCAUCCCCACACCAUGGUGCAGUGAGGCCAGUUACCCUAACCAUGACAGACACUAAACCCAUUACUACAUCCACUGAAGCCUAUACAGCCUCGGGCACAUCGCAAGCUAACAGAUAUGUGGGACUGAGCCCACGAGAUCCAGCCUUCCUACACCAGCAACAGCUGAGGAUUUGUGACUGGACCAUGAAUCAAAACGGCAGGCAUUUAUACCCCAGUGCCAGUGACGAUACAUUGGGAAUAACUUGGCAAAGUCCUGGUACCUGGGCUAGUUUGGUUCCUUUUCAAGUAUCGAACAGGACAGCAAUCCUGCCAAGCAGUGUCCAAAAUUAUGGACUGAAUUUCCUUGGAGAACCCUUUCUUCAAGCGGAAACAAGCAACUGAGGAAAAUUUAAAAAAAAUAAAUAAAUAAAACUGAACAAAGAGAAGAAAGGAUGACAGGACAAAAAAAAACAAAAUGAAAAAAAAAACUUUUAAAAAAAACUUAUGAAAGAGAAGAUAAAUUGACCAGCAUUUGCAGCACUUACAAUCACUGAUUCCUUUAACCUUUUUAAGUACUUGCAGGACCUGUGACACAUUGCAAAGCAAUGCUUUCCAGGCCUCUUGAAACAUAAGGGGUUAACGCAGAAGCAGUCAUGACACUGAGAGGGUGGCAAAUAUAUUUUCACAGAUGGGUAGAAUGGAGCUCCUGCUAAACUAGCCUUUGUUAUCUGAUGUCUGCUGGGAAAUAGGCACUCUUUCUCCACGACCGUAUAUUUUAUAUGAAUUUUCUAGAUGCCUUAAUAAUUGCAUGAUAAGCUAGUCCUGUUUGGUUUUAGUCUUCUUGUUGUUUACGCAUGGGAACAUUUUCCCAGUUUUUCUCAUGAAACAAAGGCUGUGAGGUAGCAACAAAGCUGCGAAAACUGGCCUCAGGGCCUUCCCCCCCACCUACAAAUCAACUUGUUUUUAAAGGUUGUCAUAUUUAACAGCAUGUAAACAACUUGCAAUUAUAACUUUGAAUCACUGAUAUCAGUCAAGAAGAGAUCUAAGUUUGGUGUGCUACCUAAUCUACGAUUUCAACGAAUAUGUGCCCAUCAAUGCCUUGACUUGUACAGGGUUACCAGCGUAAUGAUUCAGUGGUGGAAGUGAAUUGUAUGCCCACAAUAGAAUAGUUAGAGGCAAGCGCUACUGAGAUAAUAAAUUCAUUAUGGGCCAUUUAAAAGAGUCAGAAAGCCCUCGGACUCUAAACAGUAGGGCAUGAAAAGCUAAUACCUGUUCUGUGCUAGAGGUAAUCUAUGUUUUUUAGGUUCUGCCUCUAGUUCUAAAGGGUAAAAGUAUAAACAAGUGUAUUUUAUACCCUCAGUGUAUGAGGGCUAUUUAAAAGAAAAGCGGCAAAUACAGACAACUCAAGUGUUUAAGGGAAUGAAAUGAAUGGACACGUAGCACUUAUCAUGGUUAGGCUGCCCCUAGGGUUCUGAGUGUUUUAUUUAUUUAUACGUACUAGUUGUAUUGGGAUAAUUGGGUGAGAGUCAGCACUAGUUAACAAAUUAAAGACAUAAAGUUCAAGUUUGCAGCUUGCAAAGUGGAAGCAGUCACAGUGAAAUGAACAUGCACUUUUGCUGAAACCUGCCAUUCAAGCUGUGCUGAAUCUUGCACGGUGCUGCCAAUAAUGCGCUUUUCAACAGAGGUUAUUGCUUUGAAGAGUAACACAUGGCAUCAGACAGCAUAAGUAUCUCUGUUAUAAAAGAACAAUAUUAUCAAUUAAUCUCUCCAGUAGAUCAGAUUUGCACGGAAAUAUAAUGUCCACUUUACGUGCCUUGCCUUGAAUUAUAACAAAAAAAAAAGUGACAUCACUCCACUUCUUUUGCUGCAUUUAUUAUCAUUUGAAAUCUAUACCAUUUUUAUGGCAGAAUAUUUUGUACUCCAGAGGGGGAAAAUAUGUGACAUCCUGGAUUUUUUAGACAGUUAUACCUUCUCACAUUUAUAAAACAUAUCAUGGCUGUGUAUAAUUGCCGCUUAAAAAUGUAAUCAACCAGCAAUAUUUUCAGUAUUUUGGUGUUUUUUCUAUUAACCUUUCAUGUUUUUCAUCUUCCAGUUAAUAAUGGGAAGGAGGGAGGGGGGCAGGUAUGGGGUUGAAAUUUUUACGAAUUAUGCAAUACCAAGUUUUGCCUAUGUAGGUAGUGCUUUUAGCAGUAUUUGGUUAUUUUAGGUAAUUUCGCAGAUAAAAAAAAAAAAAGAAAAGGACAAAAAAAUAAGAAUUUAAUGUAUGUUUUUUUUUCAAUUGACCAAAGUGGGUACUGCUGUUUUUGCAGUGUGAUAAGGUCCUUUUGUGUACUGACAUGAAGAGGGAAUUUUGUUUUUAUAUAUAUGCGUAUAAAUAUAUAUAUAAAUAUAUAUUAUGGGAGGGAGGGAGGGCAAAAUGAAUACUAAGGUCUUUACACUGCUGCUUUAGGCAGCAUGCCCAUAAAGGGGGCCAUGACUGCAAAGUAAUACUUUUGCCUAGUGUGUCUUCAACAGCACAUAUCACACAGGCUUUUUCUAGAAACAAUUCCUUCCUGGGGUGCCAUUAUUUUUUCAUUUUUAUGCAAAAGUUAAAUAGAAUUCAGCCAUAAUUGAAAACGUUUCACAGUGCUUGUCUUUAAAAAUCGAGAGUCCCUAACUAUUUUUCAUUUGGACUACAUGCUGUAAUAACAUAUUUGCUUUCAUGGAGUGACCACUAAAAAUGAAUCAGAUAGUAUGAACAGAUAGUAUACAGUAUUUUUUGCUUCUAAUGGUUAAUUUGAAUCAUACCAUUCUUUAUGGAAUAACUGAUAUUUUAUAACAUUUGGUAUAACUCUUAUCCCUUCAAUAACUGUAGAUGAAACAAGCCUCCAGAGUCCCCUUGACCAUAUCAACAAUAUAGGUCAUUUUUUCAAGUGCCAAUCACUUUUAUAUCUAGUAUCAUUAUAUAGUAAUUCUGUGUGACUGACUCGAGUGCAUUUUGCAAAAACAGUGAACAGCACAGCAGGAAUAUGUCCAAAUGCAAAUAUGAUCGACAAAGAUAAUUAUCUGUAUACCAGUACUUGUAUUAAUCUGUUUAUGCUACUGGGAUACAUGUAAGGACAAUCAAUAUUGCACAACAAAACCCUUUAAAAAGGCAAAAUAUAUGAAAAUAUUUGACAUCUUUAUUCUUGUAAAGAUGUUUUUAAUAAUCACUUGGAAUACGUGAUAGGGUGCUAGUGCUUCCACAGCAGUUUACAUUUUUUUUAAGCACUGAAUAUAUUGUUUUUAAUUUCAAUUAAAUGCAGCAUUUCACAAGAUCAAUUGUAUUCCACACAAUUACGAAAACCGCUAGGCACAAAACUGCCUUUUUUUAAACAGAUUUUUUUUUGUCUUUUGUGUUUCAAUUUUGUUGCUGUUUUGUUAGUGUAAGUCAAAUAACAUUAUAUAUAUAUAUAUAUAUAUAUAUAUAUAUAUACAUAUAUAUAACGGCUCCUCCUUAUGGAUACAGAAACUACCCCAAUUUUAUAUGCACUGUACUGACUCUGAUAUUGCUUUGCAGUCCUGGCCUCUUUGUCAUCGCCCCUAAUUUUGUGUGUCCCCUAGUUUGACAUGAACAUUUAAAGGCUUAGUUAUUGAAAGGGAAUAACAGAAAAGGAGACUCUACAUAAAAUCAUGGCAAAACAAUUGAACUGAAUGAAAUAUUAUAGCAAUAUAGCUAUGGGGAAAUAUUCAGCUGGGCAGCUUGGAAAAAAAUAUGUGAAUAAAUCUGUGAAGCUGUUAAGUAGCAAGAAGUGAGGGUCUUUGUAAUGAACCUUAGAAACAGUUAUUUGUACACUGUAUAGUUUUAAGAUUUUCUUUGAAUUACAUGUGCCCUCAUUUGUUAAGCUACCUUUUAGCAUUUGUAAUGGGAAUAUAAUUAUUUCCAUUUUUAAGUAAACAAGAAUAUUGCUUGUUUUGGAACUGGACUUGGGUUAAAACUCUCUGGUUCCUUAAUUUAUGUAUUAGAAUUUUCUUUUUUUUAAGUUUUGAAAAAUACUGUCCAUGCUAGGGAUUGUUUCAGAUCUACCUGUACUUAAAAAGUAUAGGUUACUAAUCAUUUAAAAUGUAAAUGGAGAAAAGUUAUAUUUUAUGAAGGUUAUUUUGUUGUAUUUAGUAUUUGAAAAGUUGGUUUUUGGAACAUUUCAGAAUGUUGGAAGCUACACUGUCAUUUUAUUAUUAUAUAUGUCCUCUAGCAAACAGAAUUAUGUGAUUGUUACAUGUUGGUAUUUAAGAUUAGGUUUGAAAAGCAUUCAGGAAAGAGCAAAAAAGAAAUAACAAAACAAUACUUUUUAGUGUCUCACAUGACCAUGUCCUCAGGGAGCAUAAUUUUGGAUUUGCAACUUGUAGCUUCACAAGGACUCUAUGGAAAAUAUAGAACGUAUCCAUCAGUGACACUACCCAUUUUAUUUUGCAUUUUUUGAAAGAUAGGCUGGUGAAAACAAAAAGCCAGAUGGGGACAUCUGGGUAUGGUAGAAGAAUAAUGAUCAGAUCUAUCGUAGUCUCUUUGGAAGGUGGAAAUUGCUCAUUACCUCUUACAGUUUGGUCACUUCCAUAAAAUGUGAGGGCUGUGUGGGAUAGAAAUGGCAAUAGAAGGUUAUUCCAUAUUACUUAUACAUCAUUCAUGGACAAUUAAAGAAAAUAUAUUUUUGCUGGCAGUUAGGCCCCAAUAUACCAUCAAGUACAGUUUACAUAUUUCCAUGGGGGUCUUUUGUUAACAUGCCUGGGAAGUAGAGGCCAGCGGUAGUUAGGAAAAUAUUUGUGACAUUAAGCAAACAUUUGACCUUAUAGACAUACAGUUCAAUCAGGCCAGACAAGUAUAACUAAGUACAGCUUCAUUCUUGCUUCCUGUUUUUUUUUUUUGUAUAAUAAAUUCCAUUGAAAUAGAUUUAAAAUUUCCAGGCUGCGCAAAUGUACCAGAAAAAGCUCAACAACAGAACAUUCUACUCCAUUUAUAUUGAAGGAACUUUAAUGUUGUCCUUCAGAAUUGCACUUUCUGCUAGUUUCCCUGUUUUGUUUUCCUGUUCCCCAACCUAAUUGUGUAGGCCUAGUGGAGCACUGCAGUUGUAGUGUAACAUUAACAACUGAGUUUGCCCAUUGACCUUUCACAAUGACCCGUGCAUCAGCCAAUCUUAUCGCCAUGACAACCCUUUGUAUUGUUUUCAUGCCACAGCUUUGUUGGUCACAUUUUUAUUACUUAAGGGGGACAAAAGAACUAGCUGGAUACGGUCAAUUUUUACAUUUUUUGUUUUGCAAUUUUUAUUUCCUUCAAUGGUUGUAAGUAGUUUUUCUAUGAUAAAAGGUUCAAUAGUUAUUACUCUUUAGAAAUAUCUGUGUGUUGCAAUUCAAAUGUAUGUUGAAUUAGUGAAAUAAAGAGCUUUAGUGUCACUGGCUGUGAGUUGUUUGACUUAAUCCUUUUUGUUGUGUUUAUUGCAUGAUAAUUACAAUUUUAUUUUAUCAGUGGCUUCUAUGAUAGGAUAUCAACAUCAGCUGGUGACACUAAAGCUGGUGUUUGUAAAACUUUAUUUUUGAAAGAAUGGUUUUUGGAAUUGUGCUACAGGGACUGAUGUAGCAACAUGUAUCUUAUUUGGGAAGGAAAUUUUUGUGUUUUUUUUAAGAAGUAUGGCUUAUUAUGCAUUUUUCAUUGAGGGCAUUGAAGUUGCACGGACUGAUAAACGUUAAUGCAAAAUGAGAACGAAAAAACCAGCAAAAUGUUUACCAAAUACUCAAAAUAAGUUAGCAGUGCCUGUUCAAUUUCACAGUCUCUGUUGAGUUCAGUUGUAAAUAUGUUUCAGAUAGCAUUUUCUUCUUCACAAAUAAUUAAUUUGAAAAAAAAAAAAAAAAAAAAUCACUUCUACAUCAGGUAGAAUGUGAGGGAGUAACUCAGUCCAAGACCAGAGCUUCUAAAAUAGCUUAAUUGGAUGAGGCAAUCUUCAUCAAGCUGUUUGUUUGUGCUUCUCAUAUAGGACUUUUUGGAAGCUUGGGAGAAAGUUACCCCAAUAUCAAUGAUAUUUCUCUGAGAACAACCUUUUGUAGGACUGUGUGUUUCUUUAGAUAAUUUAGUACAACUGUAGGUGACUAGUAGUCAGUUUAUUGCUUGCUAGCUACACACCAGGGUUGAUCCAUUUUAAAACUUUUGGCACAUACCUUGUUAACAGGUUAAUACUGGGCACUUUCAUAUGUAUCAGUGAACCUCAGCCUCUGCUUGCUAAGGAACGUCUAGAGCACUAGCCCAUCUUUAAAACUCCAAGAGCUCAUAUUUAGUUAUUUUCUUCCUGUGUGCUGAUCUAUCUUUUAAGUCAAGCACUUUAAUUGCUUCUAUUUGAGAAGAAAAGUCCACCUCAAGACGUAAGAUUCUUGCAGUGGGCAGUAUAUGUUUCCAUAGGGGUCCAGUAACACUGAUAUAGAUUUCUCUGAAUUCUGUAUCACAUGGCCUCCUAAUAGAACACAGAGUUGGAAAUUAAAGUUUAUUAUGUCAGGGUGCUGAAUAAUUAAGCUCUUUUGGGUAAUUUCUUCACAAGUAACAAAUUAGCUCCAAUUUGCCACAAGUUUUAAACUGGUGUAAAUCAAGCUUGACUUAUGUGAUUGUUACUGUUAUAUCCAGCCUAUACUGCUAGCAGCUGCUCAUACUGCAGUCAAUUACUGGAAGCGGAUAUAUUUCCUAUGCAAAAACUGUUUAAACAAUAAAUGAGCUAUGCUACAGA